This is a messenger RNA of Lytechinus variegatus (green sea urchin), 1789 nucleotides long. RefSeq lists its product as uncharacterized. The record is from RefSeq and is a predicted model, not a curated record. Lineage: Eukaryota; Metazoa; Echinodermata; Echinoidea; Temnopleuroida; Toxopneustidae. Bases 56 to 1387 code for a protein of 443 amino acids. The transcript has 8 exons.
AUAAAGAUGAUAAGACAAACGAUCCCAUUUCUGAUACCCGAAGGCUUCGUUCUGGAUGAGUUUUAAUAACGACAAGAUGCUCAACAUGCUUCUUAGCUUCAUCGGGACUCUACUGGUCUUGAUGCCCGCAGCUCAUGCAUGGAAUUACAAGCAUGUCGGUAGCGUUCCCGUGGAGAAGGCCGCUUUCUCCUCACUUCAUAGAGUGGGCAGCACUGACAAAUUUGAUCUCUCUGUUAGUACGUUCAAGUCAGCAGUAAAAUAUGAUGUCGUGUACGUGUUCAGAGACGUCGGUGGUCAGCUGUUGAGUGGAGGAUCUUGGAACCCAGGAAAUAACCUUCAAAAAGAAGUCCUUGUUGACGGUUUACUUUGGCCAAAUGAAGUUGAGCCCGUCCCAGCAAAUGCGUUUGAAGGAGAUGAGAAGGAAUAUUGGUGGGUAGCCAACGGAUUCCUGGUUCCUGGUAAAGAACAAGGGAGCAUCGGACUCAUUGAAGCAUACGAAGCUGGCCAAGAUGGACGCUGUCCCUACCACAACUUGACCGAUAACGGGCAGGGUGAGAAAUGGUGGUAUCACCGGGUUUACUUCGUGGAUGCUGAUGGAGAUAACAAGCUAGAUAUGCUAACAGCUCGAGCCGACACCUCUGGACGGGGCGUACUUGCCGAGAUGGUCUAUUUUAAGCAACCAAGUUCCAAGCCACUCACCAGCACACCAUGGGAUGUGACCGUCCUCUUCGACGGGCCCGAUGCUCUCUUCCGGUAUGAGAAGAUGUCCGUCAACUCGGCCACACGACAUGCUAUCUUCAGCUGCCAAUACUUCGCCGAGAAACUGGUCGUAUCCUGGUCUGAUUCCAAUCCUCCUGAUUUCAAGAACAUGAACCACCGUGUCAUUGAAGAUAUAGUAGAUAAUCGAUAUUUCGAUGCAGAGAUUGUUGAUCUCAAUGGAGAUGGUAGGGAGGACCUCCUCGUAUCGAUUAAUAGCAUGACGAACGGUCAGUUGGUUGCCUUCGAGAUGCCCGAUAACUGGGCCACAGGUACAUGGACAAGACAUCUGAUCGCCGAAGGGUUCAAGCCUCAUGGCCCCAUUGUGACUGAGGGCAUGGGAUCUCCUGGUACAACAUUCACCUUUAAACCAGAUGCCUCCACUUUCACCAACAAACCUCAAAUCAUGCUGACAGGAGAUGAUGAUAGCAACAUCUACGUCUUCGAAAGCAUGGAUGACUCGGACCCAGCUAACUGGGAGUACUCCAAAACCGCCAUUUUCACUACUGCAACCGGAAAGGGGACCGUGGGCGCCCCAUCCGUCGGUGACGUCACUGGUGACGGGCUGGUUGAAGUCUUCGUGCCAGAGUACAGCGGCGACCUUCUUCAUGUACUCAAGUACGAGAGUUAAAGGAGAAUUAAAUCCUCAAAACCAGUCGAAUUCUAUAUAAUUAUGGAAAAAAAACGGAUCAAGGAUUGGUAAAAAAAAAUGACUGAAUAAUAAGAAAGUUAGCAUUUGAAUGUAAUAGAUCACCAAUGCUAUGGAGAUCCUCCCAUUGGCAAUGUGACCAGAAUCUGUGAUGUCACACAAUAAAUAUCGAACAGUCAUGACAAUGGACUAUAAUCAAUCGAUACAAAAAAAUAACAGAACUAACUGGAAAUAUAUAUUUAAUUUCCAUUUUUACACUGGGUCUGUUAGUGCCGCCACAAGCCCAUAACAAGUAAUUCUUUAUUCAUAAAAAUUCCCCUCAACAUCGGUUAAUAAAUCAAGAAUAUUAUUUCAAAGACUGGGUAUGUACUUAUAAACAUUGAU